AUGGCAUUUCUGGAUGAUGGACUUGUUUUCAAAAUUGUAUGUGCAAUUGGAUUAUUUUUUGUUGUGCAAAUCGCGGUGUUUUGGUCACAAAUACAGAAUCUAGAUGACAAAAAAUUGACUCUUGUGGCAGAAAUUGACACGUUAAUGCGAAAACGUGAAGUGUUAAAAAAGAGCACUUGGAUGUUGGAGAGGGAUACGUAUCGUAUGGAAGAAAAAUUGAAGCGGAUUGAUGGAUUAGUUCGUGAUCGAGUUCCACUUGCACAAGUUCGAGAGAAUCUUUCUUUUAUUUACUUUAUUACUCCAACAUAUCGAAGACCUACACAGAAGGCUGAACUUAUUCGUCUAGCGCAAACGCUAACUUUUGUACCUAAUUUACACUGGAUUGUAGUCGAAGAUGCGAAUUCCACUUCUCCAUUCAUCGCUAGUAUUUUAAAAAGAUAUCAUAUCAGAUUCACUCAUCUACAUGCUCUUACACCUCCAGAAAAAAAACCAAGCGAAAAAGAUCCUAACUGGAAAAUUGCACGUGGUGUGGUUCAGCGAAAUAAAGCCCUUUCGUGGUUAAGGAAAAAUUUAGGCAACGCAAGAAAAGGAGUUGUAUAUUUUGGUGACGAUGAUAAUACUUACGACUGGAGAUUAUUUGAUGAAAUUCGAUCCGUAGAUAGAGUGGGCGUAUGGCCAGUCGGCCUUGUUGGUGGUUUGAUUGUUGAAACAGCGAAAAUUUCAAAAGAUGGGACUGUAUCCUUCAACUCUUUAUGGAAACCUAAACGAUCAUUUCCUAUCGAUAUGGCAGCAUUUGCAGUCAAUUUAUCUUUGGUGCUUAAUACUGAAGCUUGUUUUACUUAUAAUGUACGCCGUGGUUACCAGGAAUCUCACUUUCUUUCUGCUUUGGGUUUGGAAGUCAAAGAUUUGGAAGUGAAAGCUGAUGGAUGCACAAAAGUUUACGUUUGGCAUACAAGAACAGAAAGACCUAAACUUUUGCCGCCAGAAAGAUCAAAAUUUUGGCAUGUGACAAAUUUAGACUGUUUCUUCGGUGAUGGGGGAAUUGACACAUACAAACUGAGUCAGGGGCCAAACAUAGAAUCGAGAAUGGGUGAACGUAAAGGGCAAAAUUUUUAUUAUCCACCAGAUUUUGAUUAUAAGAAGCAUAAGAGUUUGAACAGUUAUCAUGGCACGCAUGCUUUGCGAGAACGUGCUGCAAAAAUUAAAGAAGGAAUUCUUAUCAUACGAUUUGAAAUGCCAUUUAAUAUUUGGUGUCUUGGUUGUAAUAAUCAUAUUGGGAUGGGUGUACGUUAUAAUGCUGAGAAGAAAAAAAUUGGCAUGUAUUACACGACACCAUUAUAUGAAUUUCGUAUGAGAUGCCAUUUGUGCCAGAACUAUUUCCUCAUACGAACUGAUCCCGAGCAUUUCGAUUAUGAACUAGUGGAAGGUUGUCGCAGGCAAGAGAAACGCUAUGAUCCAUCUACUAUCGAUCAGCUAGGAGCAGUUGAUCGGGGUUUCAGCAGGCAGCUGGAAAGUGAUCGAAUGUUUCAGGUUGAACAUGUGAAAGAAGACAAAGAAAAAGCGGAAAGUUCAGCUGAUCAAAUUGGCAAGUUGGAAUGGAUUCAAGAAAGAAUGCGAGAUGACUUUGCAGCCAACCAAGCUCUCAGAAGGAUGUUUAGGGCACGCGGUGAAAGGGGUAAUUCGAGAAUUGAGAAAGCCAACGAUAAAAACUUAUUGGAAAGGAUGUCGUUAAAUAUUGAGCUAUUAGCGGAGAAUGAUGAGGACAGAAAACUUGCUGCAGCAGUCAUGAAACGUAAAAAUAUGAAAUUCCCUGAAGCUACGGAAGAGAAACGUAACGAAAUAUUGAGAAAACCUAUAUUUUCUAGUUCUCAUCCAAGUCCAUUGGCAAACACUGCGACUUCAAAGAAGUUGUUGUCGAUGAAUCUUUUAGAAAAGAAAUAUGACGUAUUCAGUUCUGCGCCAACUACAUGGAGCAGGCAGGAACAAAAUAAAGCAGAAAGUCUUGGUAUUGUAAUAAAAAAAAAGAAGGUGGAAACUGAAGAUUGUAUCGAAGCCGAUGCUUCGAAAACGCUCAAUCCGGGAGAAAUUAAGUGUGAUGUGCCAGAAGUUCAGUGUUCUGAAGGAAUGAAGUCAGGAAGUGGUGAGGACAAUAUAUAUACAUCACUUUCAAAGUCAGAGGAACACAAUUUUGAUCUCAAACCUGUGAGUCUUGUAGCUGACUAUGGUAGUGACAGUUCACUGGAAAACUAG
This is a messenger RNA of Thelazia callipaeda (thelaziosis nematode), 2250 nucleotides long. NCBI's taxonomy places the organism in Eukaryota, Metazoa, Nematoda, Chromadorea, Rhabditida, Thelaziidae. The record is from the annotation of a GenBank genome assembly.